UUGGUCCAUGUUAUUCUUGUGCCAUGUUAGAGAUUCUUGCUGAAACUAAAAUGACAAAUGCUUCCCUUUCUCAAUUCUGCACAUACCACAAUAGUAGUAUGACUAGUGGUCAUAAUUUCCUCUAGCUUAAUAGGGAACUGAGAACACGUUGCUUGGUAUCUGUUACACCAGGGUCAAGUAGAGAUAUGGUGCUUACAUUUAAGAAGAACGGCAAAAAGGGCUGUUCUUUAACCUUCAAUAUAUUUGCUCUAAUGCGCCCAAAAAUGUUCUGAGCACUGAUACAACUUGUCCAGAAAACUUCUGCUUCUUCUGUUUUAACAAGGCCUAAAUAAACAACAAUUAUUAGCCUAUUCUCUGUUUUAAAUCUGAAUUUAGGAUUCUUUGAAUUUACAUUUAUUCAAAAUGUGCGCUUACGUUCAGGAUUAUGUCUAAUUGAGAGACAACAAAUCAGUUUCUCAAAGACCGAAACCUCUUUGGUUCAUAAUGCAUACGCUGAUUUAUCCUCUUUUGUUUGACAUAAUUCAUUAGUGUGUUAGUUGAAUUGUUAUUUGCUCUUAUGUGGUCCGAUCUGUCUUGUUUGUUGCUUUAUUGUAUGACCCAGAGAAUUUAAAUGAACUGCAAAAAAUGUGCUUUAUAAUUAAAAAACUCAGAUGCAGACAAUAGAUGUAUAAAUAAAAGUGUAAACAGCACCACUGUGUGGUAAAGAGAUCAAAUGCUCAAGCCAAAUUAAUAGAUUUGUUCUUCUUUUUGUGCAGAGUUCACCAAUGGCCUAUAAAGCGUCCGGUGAAAGCCUCUUUGACAGUCUUUAUGAUUUAUAUGACAAUUCCUCUGAUGCUGAAUAUGAUUGCUGUGAGGACGUGUGCGACCCAAGCAAGGAUGUGCAAUUUGAGCAGGCAUUCCUCCCAGUUCUGUACUCUGUGGCGUUUGUUGUGGGCAUCCUGGGGAAUGGGGUGCUGCUGGGAGUUCUGGUUCAGAGCAGGAGGACCUGGAGUGUCACGGACACCUUCAUCCUCCAUCUCGGUGUGGCGGAUGUCCUGCUGCUGGUGACUCUGCCCCUCUGGGCUGCGCAGUCCGCUCAAGAUAAGGGGUGGACCUUUGGCACUCCUCUCUGUAAGAUCACCGGAGCUGUUUUUACGAUCAACUUCUACUGUGGAAUCUUUCUGCUGGCCUGCAUCAGUCUGGACCGCUACCUGUCCAUCGUCCACGCUACCCAGAUGUACUCCCGCAAGAAGCCCUGGGUUGUUCAGGUCAGCUGCUUGGCGGUGUGGCUCUUCUCCCUGCUCCUUUCCAUCCCGGACUGGAUCUUUUUGGAUGCUGUGAUGAAUCCCAGAACCGAAAAAGCACUGUGUGUACGGAACUACCACAAGUUCGACUCCGGGUCCGUAAUUCACUGGCGACUGGCAUCACACCUUAUUUUCCACAUAGUGGGUUUCCUGCUGCCUUCAGCCAUCCUGAUCUUCUGCUACUCCUGCAUCCUGCGCCGGCUGCGGUGCGGCUCCCAGGGCCUCCAAAAGCAGAAAGCUUUCAAGGUCAUCGUGGCAGUAGUGGUGGUUUUCUUUCUCUGCUGGACGCCAUACAACAUCACACUCAUGGUGGACACAUUUCAUUCCAGCAAAAUCAAUGAGACCUGUGGAGUCAGAACGUCUCUUGAGACAGCCAAGAUGGUCACUUCCUCCGUGGGUUUCCUCCACUGCAGCCUCAAUCCCAUCUUGUAUGCCUUUGUGGGUGUGAAGUUCCGGCGUCAGCUCCUGGACAUCCUGAGGUCUCUCGGCUGCAAGCUGAAGACAAGUGCCAAACUGCAAUCUGUUGGUACCAGCAGGAGAAGCUCCAUUUGGUCUGAGUCUGCUGACACAUCCAACUCCAUUGCUAUUUAAAAGAGAGACACAAACAGAUUAACAAGCACAUUUCAAAACUGAACAAACUGACAACAUUUCUUAAAUAUCCCAUGUUGUAAAAAGUGAGAUUUAAAUGAUAUUAUUUUAUUUUUAUUAUAAAGCAGGUCCAAUUACUGUAAAAAUACUGUAAAAGUAUCAGAAAGCUCAGUAAAUGGAGAAAUACACACAGACUGUAUUCAGAAACUGCGCCUUUAAACAAGCAAUCGGGAUUUUUAAUUAUACAUUAUAUAGACCACUCCAAAGGUUUUAAGUGUAAUCCUUCUAAAUAUGUCCCAGUUUAUUUCCGGUUCCAGUGUAUGUAAAUGACAACAGCUGACAGGAACUAAACAUGGACACAAUCAUGGACGCAAUUCCAUUGCUAAACGUGCUAAAAUGGCGUGUUUCAGGUAAAAACAGGUAUAUUCAGACAGACAGUAUGAGAAAAAUAAUGUUAAUAAUAAACAAUAUAUAUAUAUUUUUUUAUCAUUAAAGCAUGCUAACCUGUUCUUGUAUAAACCCAAUAUACAAGUAUGACAUGGAAAUGAGCAUAAUACGUAUGUAAAAAAAGACAUGAACAGCAGAGUGAACAAUGCUUUUGUUAAUUUCUGGUGUUAUAUAACUGCUAACAUGCUAUGCUUUCUUUCGGUGACCUGUACCAACAUGAACAUGACUAAAAAUGUUUUGUCUGUCUGGGACUUGAGGUCAAACACCUGUACUUGUAGGAAGCAGAUCUAUUUUUUUUGCAUUAAAAGUAUUAAUUUCCCUUUUCUGACUUCAAGGCUACAUUUGCGCAUAACAUAAUAUAUAUACUUCAGUGAAUAUAACAACUGUGGCUAUAUACUGCUUUGACAUUUAUUUUGUACCACAAUUAUUGGUUACUGUAUGAUGUUUUUUUAUUUGUGUACAUGGAUUGUUCAAACACAGAAUAAAA
Molecule: messenger RNA, 2805 nt
Organism: Anoplopoma fimbria (sablefish)
Lineage: Eukaryota; Metazoa; Chordata; Actinopteri; Perciformes; Anoplopomatidae
Gene: cxcr3.1
Product: chemokine (C-X-C motif) receptor 3, tandem duplicate 1
Exons: 2
Coding region: 765-1874 (369 amino acids)
Biological process (GO): regulation of leukocyte migration; immune response; G protein-coupled receptor signaling pathway
Cellular component (GO): membrane
Molecular function (GO): C-X-C chemokine receptor activity
Source: RefSeq, a predicted model, not a curated record